Papaver somniferum (opium poppy) is the source of this 1864-nucleotide messenger RNA. RefSeq names its product CMP-sialic acid transporter 5-like. The transcript is spliced from 8 exons. Gene Ontology annotation, cellular component: Golgi membrane. NCBI's taxonomy places the organism in Eukaryota, Viridiplantae, Streptophyta, Magnoliopsida, Ranunculales, Papaveraceae. The record is from RefSeq and is a predicted model, not a curated record. Gene Ontology annotation, molecular function: pyrimidine nucleotide-sugar transmembrane transporter activity. Bases 114 to 1130 code for a protein of 338 amino acids. Gene Ontology annotation, biological process: pyrimidine nucleotide-sugar transmembrane transport.
ACCCCAAGAAAAGAAAUUUCCUAGUUCCCCUGGUAAACACAGAGAUAUACUUUUCCUUCCCUAAGCAGAAGGAGAAUAGAAAACCCUAAUUUCUGUUAUACUCAUCGCCAUUAAUGGCGGUGAUCAAACGUAAUUUGGAACCACUUACUACUUCAGAACUUAAACAGAAUGGGGUUCCUCCUCCAACAACCGAGAAAGUAAGUGGAAAAGUUUGGUUUUAUCUGGUUCUACUUACUAUUCAAUACGGUGCACAACCCUUGAUUUCCAAACGAUGCAUCAAGCGAGAGGUUAUCGUGACUUCAUCUGUUCUGGCAUGUGAAGUAGCAAAGGUUACUUGUGCACUAUUUCUCAUUAUGAAAGAAGGAAAUUUGAAAAAAAUGUACAAAGAGUGGACUUUGAUUGGUGCAUUGACGGCAUCAGGCCUUCCAGCAGCUAUAUAUGCACUGCAAAAUAGCUUGUUGCAGAUCUCCUACAAGAAUCUAGAUUCCCUUACCUUCUCAAUGCUCAAUCAGACAAAGCUACUUUUUACGGCUUUCUUUACAUAUCUCAUAUUGCGGCAAAAGCAAUCAGUUCAGCAAAUUGGGGGUCUUGUCUUGUUGAUUCUUGCAGCUGUUCUGUUAAGCGUUGGGGAAGGCACGGGCUCUAGUGGCAGUGACGCGGAUCUGAUUUUAUUUCAUGGUAUUAUUCCUGUUCUAGUUGCAUCUGUACUCUCGGGGUUAGCUUCUUCUCUCUGUCAGUGGGCUUCUCAGGUGAAAAAGCAUAGUUCAUACCUAAUGACUGUAGAAAUGUCAGUUGUUGGAAGUCUGUGCUUGCUGGCAAGUACCUACAAGUCUCCUGAUGGAGAACAGAUCAGAAAGCAUGGAUUUUUUUAUGGUUGGACCGCAUUCACCCUGAUACCAGUCCUAACCAAUGCUGUUGGUGGAAUCCUUGUUGGACUUGUUACUGCUCAUGCCGGUGGCGUUCGCAAGGGAUUUGUCAUUGUUUCAGCGCUGCUGGUAACCGCUUUGCUGCAGUUUAUUUUUGAUGGAAAACCACCAUCUAUAUACUGUCUUUUGGCAUUGCCACUUGUGAUCAGCAGCAUUUCUAUUUACCAGAAAUACCCUUACAAGCUUAAGAAAAAGUCUUCUUGAAAGGGUUUGUGUAUUUCUCUUGUGCAAUCGAUUUAUGUGCUGCCAAGUGUUUGAAGUUUGGAAUAGUAUUGAUAUUAUUUCUGUCAUGGUAGUUAAAGUUAGCGGUCGAUCGCAAACCUCUUAUCAGCAAGCAAACUUUGGGAGCUGUGUAGCUAAGAUUUGUUUGUUUGUUAUUUGUCUUCUUUUUUUUUCUACCGGAAAUGAGUCUAUUCUAAUUCUUCGUUCUGAAUUUUGUCCAAUCAGAUUUGGAGCUUGGACAUAGUUUUGUUAAUAUUAGUGUGACCAUAAAAGUUGAAGAUUAGGCUCGUUGUCAAUGUGACUAAGCCUUAGCCCCUUCCAGAAAUUUCGACUCUGACACUGGUGACCAGUCUCUGGUACUUAAAUCUUCCAGUUCUUUCUGUUUUUCUAUUGAUUUCUAACCUGCAGAUUAUAAUGAAGUUGGAUUAUUUCUGCUCUUAACAUAUAUGAUAACUUUAGGAAGGGUAUAUAUGAAGGUUAUGCAUGUCAUAUGGUAGUAAUUGUUUUUUUUUUUAAUUUUAGAUAUACAAUUUUAAUAAGAUUCGUACAUAUGGUACAAGCCUUACAAGGUGAUAUUUAUGUUCUAAAAAAGUAUUAAGCUCUGUGCCUGGAACAAUUACCCCUAUGCGGGAAACCCUUCCCAUAUGACAAUUUAAUUCCUGUGGAGACUUGGUUGUAACUGCUUAACAAUUCUUAAUAGCUGUAGUUCUCUUUCA